AUGCGAAGGAGCAGCCGACCAUUUUACGUCUUGUCAAACCUGACGAUGAAGAUCAAGAGGUGUGGUGGGUCAGACAGAAUGGAAGACUGUGCGUGCAUGUGUGCCAAUGACCCCUCAGUGGUCCAAGUAGAGGAAGAGCCAAGGAUAGUUCACACCGUCAACAACAAGACCUCUAUGAAAGUUCCCAAAGAACAGACAGUUUACGAUAAAUUUGUUGUUGACGACCUGGUGUAUGAUCCGGCAACGCAAAAUUGGACAACAGCUACGGACAAGGCAAGCGAAAUGCUGGAGCAAUUGAUUGAGACUGAGGAUGUAGAGUACAUGAACGUACAAUGCAAUGAUGAUCGAAAAGAUCGGCAGAUAGAGGCGAGAAGUAAUUAUACGCGGAUAUCAAGGAAAGAAUUGUUUGGGCGAACCUCGCGCAAACGGGAGGAUCCGAAGGCGAUGCUCGCCGACUACAAGACAAGCUUCGAAUACUUCCACGUGUAUGCCCCGCAAAAGGCGCAAGGAGACUUCAAGAGGUGUCUGUCUGACAUCGACAAGAAGAUGGCGGAAGAUGCAGUUGUCAAUAACGUGCGAAUGCGAAUGAGGACGCUGCAGAGACCUCGGGUAUGA
This is a messenger RNA of Guillardia theta CCMP2712, 615 nucleotides long. RefSeq lists its product as hypothetical. The coding region runs from base 1 to 615 and encodes 204 amino acids. The record is from RefSeq and is a predicted model, not a curated record. The transcript has 4 exons. Lineage: Eukaryota; Cryptophyceae; Pyrenomonadales; Geminigeraceae.